Molecule: messenger RNA, 1160 nt
Organism: Protopolystoma xenopodis
Lineage: Eukaryota; Metazoa; Platyhelminthes; Monogenea; Polystomatidea; Polystomatidae
Source: the annotation of a GenBank genome assembly
CUCCUUCGCCAACCGAUCAUGGAAGGGCUGAACAAUUUCAUAGGAAGCUACUUGAGCAUCAACUUUGCAAAGCAUUUGAAAGGUUACAACAGUUGAAAUCUAUCAAGCAAAAGAUUAGGUCCUCCAAGUUGCAGCUAUCAUUUUUGAAGGCAUCUUGUUCUGAUUAUUUACCGCCCCUGGUACAGAAGGAGGCAACUCAUGAGAUUGCACAACUGGAACUAGACAUUUCUAAUAUGAACUCAGAAUAUUUCGCAAAAAAGAAUGAUUGCAAAGAGCUGCUCAAGAAUCGGACGUCUUUUCAUUUUGACAAGCCUGGUCCGCUCAAACCUUCAUCUAAACUUUAUAUGACGGUUCAGGAUCGAAUUUAUACAUCUGUUAAGGAAGAUUCAUUGUUCGACAUGGUCCCAUAUACAAAUGAACCUUCGGGGAAUCCGGGUGAUCUCGUCUCUCUCGCUUGGCUGCAGAAAGGCGACAUUUUGCAAAUAGCCCCACUUGAUGGCGAGGAAGAAAUAAAUCGAGUGAGAAUAGAUUGUGAAAUUAAACACAAUAUGAUACAUACAGAUGAAAUGAGUCCCAGUGUUGGCAUUCUGCAAAACGAAAAUGAUGGCUUCAUUCCCUCUCCUAAUGCUAUCACUAAUUCCCUACAAAAUCAACUCAGAUUAGCUGUUUCAUCUUCAAUUCCACGUCUACAAACUUGUAGGGCAGCCGGUGCUAUUCACUAUUCGUCUUCGUUUACCCUUGACCCAGGAAUAAGUUUUCAUCAAGGACCAGGACUAUCCAAACCGAACUAUAGCUAUACCCAUUUAAUUUUUAUGGCUAUUGAAUCAACACCUCAGAAGUGCAUGACGGUUAAUCAAAUUUACAAUUGGUGUGAGACAAAUUUCCCUUUUUAUAAACAUGCUGGCGCAGGAUGGAAGAAUUCUCUCCGCCACAAUUUAUCCAUCAACAAAUCUUUUAAACGUCUUCCACGUGAUGGGCGGAAUGACACUUGUUGGCUGGGGAAAGAUCCAAAUAUGAAUAUCAACCAUGCUGCUGGUGGACACACUUUAGAAUCAGAAGAUCUAGAGGAUGAUGAGGUGAUAGUUUUUGCCUCGCUACUCGGACGAGACGGGACCAAACAUCCCAUCUCUGUAUUUAUGCACACGCACGGACACAGCUGA